Molecule: messenger RNA, 457 nt
Organism: Lentinula edodes (shiitake mushroom)
Lineage: Eukaryota; Fungi; Basidiomycota; Agaricomycetes; Agaricales; Omphalotaceae
Exons: 3
Coding region: 86-277 (63 amino acids)
Source: RefSeq, a predicted model, not a curated record
ACUUGGAGUAGUGAAAUCAGACAGUAAACUUCAACUUAUCAUUCGUUCAAUUCGUACUAAUCAUUUUCCCCUCAGGCUUUAUCUCAUGAAUGAGCAAAUAUUCCCGUGGAAUCCUUGCCCGCCUGAACUAUUACCCAGACAGACCACAUCGUUUCCCCCCGGCCCCGUUUCUCCGCGAGGCCGUCUACUACACUUCCCCAUCCCAAUCCCAAACGGUAAACCCAAAAUUACAUCGGACGGGGGACAUUACUACCGCUUAGCCCAAUAUUCAGCCUGAGCCACUCAUACCACUUUUUCUUGAGGCUGACUAUGUUUCAAAUUCAAAUGUCGGCUUGUGUAUGUGUCAAAUGGGACAUGCCAGAACCUUAAAUCAGCAAAUGAUGACAAUUCAUCAAUGGGUGUCACAAAUGGUUUCUUGUCCAUGAUCUCAUAUGCAGGCCACCCAAUGACAAUCACA